Molecule: messenger RNA, 1274 nt
Organism: Saprolegnia diclina VS20
Lineage: Eukaryota; Oomycota; Saprolegniomycetes; Saprolegniales; Saprolegniaceae
Product: TKL protein kinase
Exons: 5
Coding region: 221-1153 (310 amino acids)
Biological process (GO): protein phosphorylation
Molecular function (GO): ATP binding; protein kinase activity
Source: RefSeq, a predicted model, not a curated record
AGCCAAGGUCGUGUGCGCGCCAGACGCGCCAGCAACACCCAAACCUGCUCCGUCCUCCCCAACAUCACACACGGGCAUCAUCGUUGGUGUUGCUGUCGCUCUCGUUUUGCUUGUCGCGGGUGCCGUCGUUUACUGGUGGCAGCGCAAGAAGCAACCCUCUCCCUCGCCACCGGAAGAGUAUAUUCUCGUGGCUCCCAGUCCCAAGAGCUUGACAGGCACCAUGCCGUCGACAGAGCCACCAAAAGUUUUGCCAGCGGUUAGCCUCCCGCCUUCGGAAAGCAAGCUCGUUGUCGAGAUCGUUGUCGAUCUCAACGUCCUCCGGCGUCUACGGCUCGAGCGCGAAGACCUUGUCGUAACAGGGUCGGCACCCAUCGCGUCCGGAGCCUACGGCGAAGUGUGGCUUGGCACGUAUGCCAAGCAACCCGUGGCCGUCAAGCGCGUCAAGGACAAGUCGGAUAAGAGCCUCGUCAAGUUCAUCGCAGAAAUCGCGCUCAUGGCCAGAAUCGAGUGUCAGUAUAUCGUGUCGCUUGUCGGCGCCAGCUGGUCGCGGCCCACCGACCUCGAGUGCGUCGUCGAGUUUAUGAACUUGGGGGAUCUCCGCUCGUACUUGAGUUCGACGUCCCCGGAUGUGUUUACAUGGCGUGAAAAGCGUGCAAGCAUUUUGCAAGUCGCCCAAGGCCUUGUGUACCUCCACACGUUUGAGAAUCCAGUCAUCCACCGCGACCUCAAGAGCCGCAACGUCUUGUUGGACGCGACCAAAGGGUCCAAACUCACCGACUUUGGCGAGUCCCGCGAGAUGGACGAAGACACGCUCACGAACGGGGUCGGUACGUUCCAGUGGAUGGCACCCGAGAUCAUUACGGGCCACGACUACUCGACCGCGGCCGACGUCUACUCAUUUGGGGUAUUGCUCUCCGAGUAUUCGACGCAUCGUGUGCCGUACGCGGACAAGAUGAAUCCACGCACAAACAAACCCGCAAACCAGCAGUUCAUCAUGAUGCAAGUGCUCUCGGGGCAGUUCACGCCGACGUUCGAAACGGCGACGACACCGCAAUGGGUCCUCGACCUCGGCGCCAAGUGUCUCGCCCACGACCCGGAAGCGCGGCCCAAUAUGCUAGAGAUUGCAACCCUCGUGCGCGCGGCGCACGAGUAGCUGGAACGACUCGAGUUUUGUACACAGUAUGCAUCCAUGGGAUGUGCAGCAAGUCGAUAUCAGAGAAAAAAUACUCGUGUAUUCCACCCAGUGGGAAUGCCAAAAAUACGUUCUGCAGUAG